Molecule: messenger RNA, 4499 nt
Organism: Osmia bicornis bicornis
Lineage: Eukaryota; Metazoa; Arthropoda; Insecta; Hymenoptera; Megachilidae
Gene: bi
Product: optomotor-blind protein
Exons: 7
Coding region: 1285-3633 (782 amino acids)
Biological process (GO): positive regulation of DNA-templated transcription; regulation of transcription by RNA polymerase II; cell fate specification
Cellular component (GO): nucleus
Molecular function (GO): RNA polymerase II cis-regulatory region sequence-specific DNA binding; DNA-binding transcription factor activity, RNA polymerase II-specific
Source: RefSeq, a predicted model, not a curated record
CCCGCGUCCGUUCGGCGGCGCAGGCACACUCCGCUCGUCUGUACACACGCACACGCGGCCGUUACCAUACACGUAGACGCGCGUACACACGCCCUGAAUCCGGACGAGGACUUUAGCACACCAACACCUCCGCGGGAGGUGUGGGGGUGAGCCCCCAGAGGAGGUGUCAAUCCUAGCGCUGCUCAGUGACCAUCGCGGCGCCACCCAAGUAACACCUUUCGUCCGCUCUCCAGCCCUGGCCAAGGUUCACAGCGGAGCAGAGUAGAGCAGAGCUGAGCUGAGCUGAGCGAAGCGCACCCGUACAGCCAUCUAUCUCUCUCGUCUCAUUUUUUUUUUCUCUCGGCUGAAUUUCGCGUGCGGAUAUUACGCGUACGAACUGUCCUCCGCCUGUGUGUCGUCCUGCCGUCGGACUCCGUUCCACCGGUGCUCUCUCGGCGGUGUUGCUCACGCUCGCUCCUUCAAGCUUUCCCUCGCGUGGCCGCCUCGUUUCGCUUCGCGUUACGUUGCGUCGCGCCGCGUCGCGCCGUGCUUGGCCGCGCCGCGUCGCGCCGUGCCGUGCCGUGCCGUGCCGUUUGCCAAAUCACGAUUCAGAAGUGAAGUGUCCGCACGGAGGACCUGACCCGUGGACCGGUGGGACACAGUGCGUCAAGUGAACAGUGAACGCCCGGAUACUAGCGGCACACGUACGCCCUUAGGUAGAGAAACGCGCGUAAACCUGACGGGUGAAUCUCGAAAACGUGGCCAACGACUAUUCGUCUGCCAGUGUGUCCAGUUGAUGGAAAGUGUGCUCUUAUCGUGGUUGAUCCGGUGCUCCGUUCGCGGAAUAGUACGUCGAUCGUAGACAGCUGGAAAGGAAAGUGUUCCUCGGAAAAAAGGGUAGAAGGGUUCGUCGUAGGGUGAACACAAGGCGAGACGUACGAUGUCGAGCAUACGUCUGGCGACGGAUCUCGAGGAGAACGAGAGAUCGCAACGGGAGCGUGGAGAACGCAAAGAGAAUUCCGAAUCGUGUUCCUGAACGAUUCGGAGCGACGAGUCUCGCGGAGUCGAAACAUGUCCGAGAAGCAGCCGAACGACUUUGACGCGGGUGCACGGAUCGGUGACGCGUACGAUCAGUGACGAAAAUAAUCAGUGGACAGAAGCAUAGAACGAUACCCUGGUAGUGUCGAAGAAGAAGUAUCGUGAACGUAAUCAAGAGAGCGAAGUAGCGCGUAGAAGGUGUUGAGUACCUCGGUUUGAGUCACUCGAAGAGGAAUCUCGCGCGACUCGGCAUACCCGCCCGUCUCGAUGAGAUUCGAACAAGACACAGCGUGCAGGGGUACCCACUGCGCCAGCACUCCGCAACCCUCCGCGCUGCAGCAGCGAUCACGGCUCGAGGAGGUGGUGGAGGAGGAGGUGGACUCCUCCACGAAGGACAUCGAAGGACAAGGACGUAGACGAGAAUUGGAGACUAACGUGGUCGAGGGUGCGAACACGGGGCCGAGGGCAGAGGCGGGGGGGCCUGGGAUGGCGUACCCCGCGUCAGCGACGGCUCUGAAUCAGCACUCGCCGUUUGCUACGUCGAUCGCUGGCACACCGUCCAGCAACCCGAACGGGCACAUAUCCGGUGGCCACCUGCCAGCGCCAGCCGCCCCGAGACCGACGGACUUUAGCGUUUCCUCCUUGUUAACCGCCGCGAGCACCCAUCCGCCGAUCCUAGGUGGUUCCUCGUCCCAGGGUAGCGCGUCGCCGCCACCCGGUGGACCCGGUAGCCCGGCUGCCGCACCGGAAACGCCGCCACCGUUGCCUAGCCAAAGGGAAUUGUCGCAUCCGUCGUCGGCGGUUGCCGCGGCUAGCUAUUUCAGCGCUGCCGCCCUGGCAGCCGCCGGUUUUUACAAUCCGGCCGCCCAUUUGCCGGCGACCAGCUCGCCUGGACCGACGGCCCAUCAUCUGCAGGGAAAAGGGAUCCUCAGUAGCGCGCAUCAUCAUCCCCAUCUGAACCCGCACGGCAUAACGCCACCAGGUUUAGGCCUUGGUCCGCACACACCUGAAGAAGCAGCCGUCCUGGCGGCCGCAGCGGCAGCGUUACACCACCAUCAUCAAGGUGGUCCUGGCGGGCCCGCGAUGAGGCCACUUAGGCCCCCGUUACCCCCGGGGAUGCUGCACGCGUCACCGCAUCCCCUGGCACCUCAUCAUCCUCUCGCGGGCCCGCAUCAUCCCCUCGUACCUCCUCAUCAUCCGGAGGAGGACGGGGUGGUGGACGAUCCGAAGGUAACCCUCGAAGGCAAGGAACUAUGGGAAAAGUUUCACAAGCUCGGCACGGAGAUGGUGAUCACGAAAAGCGGCCGGCAGAUGUUCCCUCAAAUGAAAUUCCGAGUUUCCGGUUUGGACGCAAAGGCCAAGUACAUCCUCUUAUUGGACAUCGUCGCCGCGGAUGACUACAGAUACAAGUUCCACAAUAGCAGGUGGAUGGUAGCGGGGAAGGCGGACCCGGAAAUGCCGAAGAGGAUGUACAUCCAUCCCGAUUCGCCUAGUAGCGGUGAGCAAUGGAUGCAGAAGGUCGUGAGCUUCCACAAGCUGAAACUCACUAACAACAUCAGCGACAAGCACGGCUUUGUAAGUACUACGAUAUUGAACUCGAUGCACAAAUACCAACCGAGGUUUCACCUGGUGCGAGCCAACGACAUCCUGAAGCUUCCCUACUCGACGUUCAGGAGUUACGUUUUCAAGGAGACGGAAUUCAUCGCGGUGACCGCCUAUCAGAACGAGAAGAUCACGCAGCUGAAGAUCGACAACAACCCUUUCGCGAAAGGAUUCCGGGACACGGGGGCGGGGAAGCGCGAGAAAAAAAGGCAGGCGCUGUUGACAGUGUCAGGAGGCGGUUCCCGUCUGACAACAGGUGGGCCAGCGUCCCCUGAGAAGCGUCGAUCCUCGAACUCCGUCAACGACCUGCUGGACGACGAAGACAAGCUGCUGGACGUGGUGGGUCCGGACACACCCCAUCCGGCGCACCAUCAACGCGAACGCGAGCACUCUCGCGAGAGGGAAGACAGGACCAGCGAGAGAGGCGAGGGCAGCGAGUCGUCAGGCUCGGAGAGCGGAGGUGGUCCUGGUCCCACGGGAUCGGAGGGACCGAGGCCCGACGUGUCAGUGGGUCCGCCGCUUCAUCCUCCUCUCUUACCUUACCUCUAUCCUCCGGUACCAGGUCUCUAUCCCGGUCCAGGUCCCCUAAUACCACCCAGUCCUCUGGGAAUCCACGGCGGUGUGACACCGGGCAUGCUGUUCAACGCGCAACUCGCCCUAGCCGCGUCCCAGCACCCUGCCCUAUUCGCCCAUUACCCCCAUCCGUUGGCCAGUCCGUUGCAUCAACUGAAGGGACAUCGAUUCGCGCCGUACACGCUUCCAGCACCCUCUCACGGUUCCGCUUUCGAGACUGUCACCCCCGGUAGUAGGACGCUCAGUCCUAGGUCCCCUCCACCAAGGCCACCCACCGGUUCUCCGACGCCGACGGCCGGCCUAACGUCCAGCAGCAGCUCGGCUGGUGAACUGAAGUCGAUCGAGAACAUGGUGAACGGAUUGCAAGAGAAGAGGAGGCGCAGUCCCAGUUUGACGCCUGGUCAUAGGGCCGAUGCGGACGCUGGCGGAGGGAGUCCGUGACAGGAGAACGAACCUGUAACUAGCACCAACGACGACCCUGAAGAUAAGCAGCUGGCUGAACCCUGUGACCUUGAACAGCUGUCCGGCGACGAGAGGGAGCCGGACUCAACCUCCGAGCCGUCGUAGCAGGGGAGAGGGUCGUCGGUCCAACCCUCUGGCACCCAAUGCGCCCCGUUCCGGGACGCUUCGCGGCGCUACGGGCUCCUCCGCGUCCCUUCGGGGAACAGGCGAUCACGAGACAAGCUCGAGACUAUGAAGUGCAAUUUUACCCUGAGGAUCCGAGUCUCGUUAUACGUUGGUUUCUCGUUCGCCACGCUACGCCUGGCUCCCUGUGAGUGUACAUAAAAUGCCCGAAGGUGGAUCGCGCUGGACUGCGAGAGUUGCUGGUGUACAUUAUUAUCCGGGGCACGGAAGGGUGGGACGCGGGUGGCUGAAAUAGGCUGAUGGUCGAUGGUGGACAUGGAAAUCGUGUUUGGAACACGGAAGAAACGCUUCGAGCUACUUGGAGUGUCGUUCGACGUCGAGACAAGUUUCCGAAGCUCGUGUUGGCUUCACGCAAAAAUCUUCGUGCAAUUUUAUAGGUCUUCGCAUGGGUCUUGACAAUUUCGAAAUUGAAACUUUCCAUGACUUUCAGAUCUCGUCGAAUCCUAAUCUUUCCACGCUCGAAGGGUGUCGAAUCGUUUCGAAUGGUAGCGAACGGAAGCAAAGAGCACGACUGCGUACCCGCCCGCGUGCGUUUUAGAUGUAAGAGAGAGGGAGACAUUGCAAUACAAAAGCACUUCCUACUAUUUGCAGCCCCUGUACAUAUGUACCCUAGUGAUAUUAUAUUAUAUUAUAUAUAUAUAUAUUAUAUAUAUAAAUACUUA